Molecule: messenger RNA, 2553 nt
Organism: Naegleria fowleri
Lineage: Eukaryota; Heterolobosea; Eutetramitea; Acrasida; Naegleriidae
Exons: 1
Coding region: 1-2553 (850 amino acids)
Biological process (GO): nuclear-transcribed mRNA catabolic process, nonsense-mediated decay
Cellular component (GO): telomerase holoenzyme complex
Molecular function (GO): telomeric repeat DNA binding; protein binding; telomerase RNA binding
Source: RefSeq, a predicted model, not a curated record
AUGCCAACAACCCAAUCGCUUCCUCAGCGUUCGGGUUCCGGCUCGGCUCCCCAUCAGAAGAUGGCUGUUCAGGCUGGACAAAGCACUACUAGUAGUGGAGGGAAAAGCGAUUUGCCGUCGUCAUCAUCGACCUACUCUCAGGCAAAUCCCUCGACAAACAAUAACACCAAUCAACAAAGAGGACAUAGUCCGACGAUAAAUAAUUUGCAACAAAAUAAGAAUAACAACGCCAAUGGGAGAUCAAAGUUUUCGUCGAAUCAUCUUCCAACCGUAUCAUCAUCAAACAACAGACCCACUCGUUGGAAUAACACAACAACAGAAUUUGCUCAAACUCCCAAGUUAUUGAUCAAUCCUGCAUCAAGAUCAGCAUCAUCAGUCAAUGAAAAAAACAAAACCAAAUUACAACUGGCUUUCAUCAAACAAAUCGAAGAGCAAUAUCUUCAAUUCUUAUCGGAUAACAAGAAAUUUGCGAACAUUGCCGAAAGUAUUGAAGUAGAUCAAACAUCCGAUACCAUGCAAGAUUUUUCAAGCGUUAGAAAACGUUGUAUUGAACAUUACCAAAAUAUAGCACUCCAAGAUACAGAGUACGAUAAAACCUACGACAUUAUUUCUCAUAUUUGGAAGGUAUAUUACUACAAGGUCAUCGAUUUGUUCAGAAGAAAUACAAUCUUGAAAGAACAGAAGGAUCUUUAUCUUAAAUUCCUUAAUGAUAGUAUUGAAGAAUACAAAGAAUUUUACAAGAAAAUUAUCGAAAUAUUUCAAAAGGAAAAGGUGCUUAUUCAUCGUGGGGACUUAUUUCGCUAUAAAAUUCUCUUGAACAACAAAAACAUGGAUUUUUCAAAAAGUGAAAAGUAUUACAAUAAGGCCUUACAACUUUCAAGAGAUUAUGGAAAUGCUUGGAAUCAAUUAGCAGUAAUUUCUACAUAUAAGAAUGACAUUUUCCUUGCAAUUUAUAGAUAUUACAGAAGUUUAGGUUGUAUCCAUAGACCAUUCAAGUCUGCAAGGGAAAAUGUUAUUUUGUUGUUCAAGAACAAUGUUCCAAAAAUGCAAGGACGGAGUAGUUUUCACUUUUUAACGUUGCAUGGCAAGUUAUUUCAACAAAUCACUCCAAUCGAGGAGUUAGAAGAUGAUAAUGCGCCUUCCAUCAUUAAUGACUGUUUCAAUGAGAUUACUGGCAACGACAAAAAUUAUUUAUUCAAGGCUACAAUUAUGAAUCUAUUUGUUGAUCAACAGAGCAACUCUUACUUCUACUCCAAGAUAUUCAACGAGAUGUUCUUUGCUCGAUUGGUUGAUAUUUAUUGCGACAACCAAAAAAUUACAUCCAAUGAGGAUGUUUAUGCAUAUCUUGCUCUCUACAUUGAGUACUUCCUUCAAAACCGAGCCAAGUAUUUGCAUGAAAACGAAAACUUUUGUCAAGUCCUCUGCCAUUUAUUUUCUAGGAUAAUCAAUGACCAGGAAAUUUCAAAGCAAACAGAGGAGAACAAUUUCUAUACAGAUGUGUUGGGAUAUAGCCCAUUGAAUGGUAAUCUUGGAACCUUUACAACUAGAAAUGAAAAUUCUGCUCUCAAACAAUCCCUUGCUCAAUUAUUCGACAAACAAAAGAAUGAGCUUGUGAGUGAUGCUCUCAUUCCAUUAUUUUAUCAUGAGAAGAGCAAAACUUUCUCAAUCAAUCAAAUUGAAGACGAUGAAAGUAUAAUGUUAAAUGGCGACGUUUUGGAUGAAUUAAAUGGUGGUGAUGAGUUGAUCCUCAAUGAUGACGACAUGACAGACAUCUCCCACCAAAAGGAUCGACCUGUCCACAAUGUGACUCCACCACCUUCAACUAAACAAAUUUCAACAACUGCCACGAAUAACAUUUGGCAAUCUGACACUGCUCUUCCCGAGACCAAAAACGAAAGUCCAUCAUCGUUGACAAAGCUUAAUGUGACAAGUCCAUUAUUGCACAGUAAUUUUAUAGAAUCUCCAUUCAGAACCAAUACAUAUGAUGACAAUGACCAAUUGUUCAAUCAAAGAAUAUCCACUCCCACCAACAAUGGAAUGAGCUCUCCUCUCAUUGAGAAAUCUACAUUGAUGAGCAAAAUUUUGAGCUCACCACCCAAGAGCGCUACAACCACAACACCUAACACUGCACAGAGAGCAUCUACACCCUCCGUCUUUGACUCUAUCUUUGGCUCAGCAGCAGUCACUACGAGCAAUGAUAUGUGGAAUAAGCAACCUGUGAGUAAUGGCCCUAUUGGUUCGCAAGCAAAUUGGGGAGUUCCUUCGUUCCUGGGUGGCUAUAAUGUUGGUGCUCCGAACAACAACGUGAUUUAUAAUCCAUUUGGAUUCAACUAUCCGUCCAUGUAUGGUGGUGGAGUGGCAUAUCCUUUUCCUCAACAACUGCAACAGCAAUCACCACCACUACAAGCACCUUCACAACAAUAUCAGGCAGGUGUUUCGAGUGUGAAUCAAGCAAACAGUGGAGGAGUCAUUGCCUUUCCAUUUAGAAACAGUAGCGGAACCUCAUCAUCUUCAUCAUCAUCGACUUCGAGUACCUUUAAUCUGUUUGAUUAG